CUCCAGCCCAGGCAACAGAGCGUGACUCCGUCUCAAAAAAAAAAAAAAAAGUGAAAGGAAAAUGAGGGGAGAAUUCUCAUUGAUAAUAAGGGCGAAAAGGUUUUUUUGGCAGAGUAAUAGAGUUUUGGAAACCAUUGCAAAGCUGUCAAGUGUGGUGUAGUUUUUGGUUAAGGAAAUCAGAGGUGUCAGCAGACAUAAAAGACAGGGGAAAACAUGGGAAGUGUCCUACCUAUAGUGUAGAAAAAGCACAACUAUCUAUGUCAGAGGUCGACAGACUGUGGUCCAUAGGUCAAAUCUGGCCCACGAUCUGUUUUUGUAAAUAACGUUUUAUUGGAACAUAGCCACACUCAUUUAUUUAUAUAUUGUCCAUAUCUUCUUUUGUGGUACCAAUAGCAGAGUUGAGUAGUCGUGACAGAGAUGUGUUGUGUCAGCUCACAAAGCUGGAAAUACUCUUUACAAAAACAUUUGCCAACCCCUGAUCUAUGUGUUUGAGUGUUGGAUGUUCAACCUCUAAUUUGCCAUCCAAUGUCUAUAUGAUGAUAGAGAAUGAAUAAACGUCUUGGCUCUGCCCUUUGGGCUGGAUUACCCAUGCUCUGUGUACCUGCAGCAUAACACAGACCCCUGAAUAUUUAUAUCAGUCAGUGAUGGCAAGGUCUAUUGUUCUGGAGUGUACUGUGUGGUAACUGUGGUAGUGCCAGCUUUACACGGAUUAGAUAAUGCUCGGGCUUGUUUUGCCAUUUUUUUUAUUGGGUUGUCUUUUACAAAAGAUUUAUUUAUAUAUUCUGAUUAUUAAUCCUUUGUUGUUGGUAGAUAUUACAGAUGUCAUUUCCCAGUUUCUUGCUUAUUUUAAUUUUUUUUUUUUUUUUUUUGAGAUGAAGUCUUGCUCUGUCGCCCAGGCUGGAGUGCAGUCGUGCCAUCUCAGCUCAUUGUAACCUCCGUCUCCCAGGUUCAAGUGAUUCUCUUGCCUCAGCCUCCCAAGUAGCUGGGACUACAGGCAUGUGCCACCACACCUGGCUGAUUUUUGUGUUUUUAGUAGGGAUGGGGUUUCAUCAUGUUGGCCAGGCUGGUCUCAAACUCCUGACCUCAAGUGAUCCACCCGUCUUGGCCUCCUAAAGUGCUGGGAUUACAGGUGUGAGCCACUGCGCCUGGCCUGUUGCUUAUUUUAAAACAUCUGUUUUAAGGUGUCAUUUGUUAAAAAGUUCUGAAUUUUAGUAUCAACUUUAUCAAUCUUUUCCUUUAAGAUUUGCAGUUAUUCUUUGUUUUGAGGCAGGGUCUCGCUCUGUCACCGAGGCUGGAGUGCAGUGGUGCGAUCUCGGCUCACUGCAGCCUCAACCUCCUGGGCUCAAGCAACCCUCCCACCUCCCAUGCCAGUUGAGACCACAGGCAUGCGCCACCAUGCCCUGCUACUUUUUGCAUUUUUUGUAGAGGCGGGGUUUCGCCAUGUUGCCCAGGCUAGUCUGGAACUCCUGAGCUCAAGCAGUCCACAAAGUGCUGGGAUUACAGGUGUGAGCUACUGUGCCCAGCCUGCAAUUAUUCUUUAUAUUCUGGAAUACCUACUGUUGUUUUCAAUGGUUAGAUCUUUAAUGUAUCUGGAAUGGAUUCUUAUGUGUAGUGUAAGGUCGGGUCCAGUUUCAUUUUUUUUCCCUAUGUAUAACCAGUGAUCCCAGCAUCAUUUAUUGAAUGGGGCUUGCUUUCAAAUUGUGAGCUCUUUUUGGUGGAGUCUGUCUCAGGUCCUUAUUAAGCACUGCUGCUUGCUGAUUGUGUGACCUUGGACAAAUAAAACCUCAUUGCGCCUCAGUCUUUAAGGAUAAUAGUAAUCUCAUAGGGUUUUGUGAGGAUUAAAUGAGUCAAUAUACAUAACGUGUAAAACAGUGCUUGGCACCUAGAACAUGCUCAAUAAAUAUUAGCUGUACUUUAGCACUACUGUUCAUUUCUGAUUCCUCAGCACCUGGUACAGAGCAGGGGCUCAUUUUGCUCAAUUAAAUUGCCAAAUUAAUUUGGUUUUCAGGUCAAUCAGAAUGGUGAGAGUUGGGCUGAGUGUUGCAGGAGAUGCUUCCAAGGAGCUACUUAGUUUUAGGGGCUGCCUUAGAUUAUCUGCUAGGAUAGAACUCUUCUCACGCCAUCACUUUUGCAGAGAACUUCUGUAGCAGAGGUUGCAAACUGGCAACCUGUGGUUGGAUUUGACCUGUAUAAGUAUUUUGUUUGGUUUACACAAUAUUUUUAAUGUCUUAAAAAUGUACACAGACCUCUGAGUUUCUGACUUAACCUUGAAAAAUUGGAAGAUCUGUCAACAGCAAGCCCAUAUUCAUUUAUAGCGGUAACCAGCUGAAACUUUUAGGUCCUGGGAGGAAUGGAGAGGGGUCCCACUGACUAACUUUUCUGAGAGUGGUCAGAGAGUUCUUAAGCAGAAUUUUGAUUUGGCUGCUGGGCUGCUACCUUGAAAUCCAAGCCCUAAAAAUGCCAGCUUCUUUGGACUUAGAAGAUGACCUGGAUAAAUGAUAAAAAUUAAGAAAGAGAUUUUGAAGUUUUCUUAUUGUCCUCUUGGCAUAUGCUUCUGGAAUAAUAUUCACCAUGGUUUUGGAUGACCUUCCAAACUUAGAAGACAUCUAUACUUCCUUGUGUUCAUCAACAAUGGAAGACUCAGAGAUGGAUUUUGACUCUGGACUAGAAGAUGAUGACACAAAAAGUGAUAGUAUUUUGGAGGAUUCCACAAUUUUUGUGGCCUUCAAAGGAAAUAUAGAUGAUAAAGACUUCAAAUGGAAAUUAGAUGCAAUAUUGAAAAACGUGCCCAAUUUGUUACACAUGGAGUCCAGCAAGCUAAAAGUACAGAAGGUGGAGCCCUGGAACAGCGUGCGUGUGACAUUCAACAUCCCCCGGGAAGCAGCGGAGCGGCUACGGAUCCUUGCUCAGAGCAACAACCAGCAGCUUCGGGAUUUAGGGAUUCUCUCCGUUCAGAUUGAAGGGGAAGGUGCUAUUAACCUGGCUUUGGCUCAGAACCGAAGCCAAGAUGUGAGAAUGAAUGGACCCAUGGGAGCUGGAAAUUCAGUUAGGAUGGAGGCGGGAUUUCCUAUGGCAAGUGGUCCAGGGAUCUUUUUUCUAGGAAUAAUAAGGAUGAACAACCCUGCCACUGUUAUGAUACCCCCGGGUGGAAAUGUGUCAUCUUCCAUGAUGGCACCAGGCCCCAAUCCAGAGCUGCAGCCCAGGACUCCUCGCCCUGCUUCUCAGUCAGAUGCAAUGGAUCCACUCCUCUCUGGGCUCCAUAUACAGCAGCAAAGUCAUCCCUCAGGAUCUUUAGCUCCCCCACAUCACCCAAUGCAGCCUGUCUCUGUGAACAGACAAAUGAACCCAGCUAAUUUUCCCCAGCUGCAGCAGCAGCAGCAACAACAACAACAGCAGCAGCAGCAGCAGCAGCAGCAACAACAGCAACAGCAGCAACAACAGUUGCAGGCAAGACCCCCACAGCAACAUCAGCAGCAACAGCCACAGGGAAUUCGACCCCAGUUUACUGCCCCAACUCAGGUGCCUGUUCCUCCAGGCUGGAACCAGCUGCCUUCUGGAGCCCUUCAACCUCCUCCAGCCCAGGGUUCUCUGGGCACAAUGACUGCAAACCAAGGGUGGAAGAAGGCUCCCUUGCCCGGCCCAAUGCAACAGCAACUCCAGGCAAGACCAUCCUUAGCCACGGUACAGACGCCUUCCCACCCUCCCCCUCCAUAUCCCUUUGGCAGCCAGCAAGCCUCACAAGCCCACACAAACUUUCCUCAGAUGAGCAACCCAGGCCAGUUCACAGCUCCUCAGAUGAAGAGUUUGCAGGGAGGGCCCUCUAGGGUCCCAACUCCCUUGCAGCAGCCCCACCUCACCAACAAGUCUCCUGCCUCCUCACCCUCCUCCUUCCAGCAGGGAUCCCCUGCAUCCUCCCCAACGGUUAACCAAACUCAGCAGCAGAUGGGACCAAGGCCACCUCAAAAUAACCCACUUCCCCAGGGAUUUCAGCAGCCUGUCAGCUCUCCGGGUCGGAAUCCUAUGGUUCAACAGGGAAAUGUGCCACCUAACUUCAUGGUGAUGCAGCAGCAACCACCAAACCAGGGGCCACAGAGUUUACAUCCAGGCCUAGGAGAGAAAAGUGAGCCCUCAAACCUUGCUGUGGCGUGGCCUCAGAUCACAUUUAGGGAGCAGAUUGCCAUCUUUUCCUUGGCAUGUUCUAAGUCAGGACAGGCCAAUCCGAACUUUAUGCAAGGUCAGGUGCCUUCGACCACAGCAACCACCCCUGGGAAUUCAGGAGCCCCUCAGCUGCAAGCAAAUCAAAAUGUCCAGCAUGCAGGUGGUCAAGGAGCUGGUCCUCCUCAAAACCAGAUGCAGGUGUCCCACGGGCCGCCAAAUAUGAUGCAGCCCAGCCUCAUGGGAAUUCAUGGCAACAUGAACAAUCAGCAGGCUGGUACUUCUGGGGUUCCUCAAGUGAACCUCAGCAACAUGCAAGGCCAGCCCCAGCAGGGCCCACCAUCUCAGCUGAUGGGCAUGCACCAGCAAAUCGUGCCCUCCCAGGGCCAGAUGGUCCAGCAACAAGGAACCUUGAACCCUCAGAACCCUAUGAUCCUUUCAAGGGCCCAGCUUAUGCCACAGGGCCAGAUGAUGGUGAACCCCCCGAGCCAAAAUCUUGGGCCCUCGCCCCAAAGGAUGACCCCACCCAAGCAGAUGCUUUCCCAGCAGGGCCCACAAAUGAUGGCGCCACAUAACCAGAUGAUGGGGCCUCAGGGGCAGGUUUUGCUCCAACAGAACCCAAUGAUAGAGCAGAUUAUGACCAAUCAAAUGCAGGGGAAUAAGCAGCAGUUUAACACUCAGAACCAGUCCAAUGUCAUGCCGGGACCAGCCCAGAUAAUGAGGGGACCAACUCCAAACAUGCAAGGAAAUAUGGUGCAGUUUACGGGACAGAUGUCAGGACAGAUGCUGCCCCAGCAAGGGCCUGUGAACAACAGUCCAUCUCAGGUUAUGGGCAUUCAGGGACAGGUCCUGCGGCCACCAGGGCCCAGCCCACACAUGGCCCAGCAGCAUGGUGAUCCUGCUACUACAGCAAAUAACGAUGUCAGUUUAUCUCAGAUGAUGCCUGAUGUUAGCAUUCAACAAACCAACAUGGUCCCCCCUCAUGUGCAGGCCAUGCAGGGAAACAGUGCCUCGGGAAACCACUUCUCAGGCCAUGGGAUGUCUUUCAAUGCACCUUUCAGUGGAGCUCCCAAUGGAAAUCAGAUGUCCUGUGGUCAAAAUCCAGGCUUCCCAGUCAAUAAGGAUGUCACGCUAACGAGCCCAUUGUUGGUCAACUUAUUGCAGAGUGACAUAUCUGCAGGCCAUUUUGGGGUAAACAAUAAGCAAAAUAAUACCAACGCAAAUAAACCGAAGAAGAAGAAACCCCCUCGGAAGAAGAAAAAUAGUCAGCAAGAUCUAAACACCCCAGAUACUCGCCCAGCUGGUCUGGAAGAGGCUGAUCAGCCACCGUUGCCUGGAGAACAAGGAAUUAACUUGGAUAACUCAGGCCCUAAACUGCCAGAAUUUUCAAACCGGCCACCAGGUUAUCCUUCUCAACCAGUUGAACAGAGGCCACUUCAGCAGAUGCCUCCUCAACUCAUGCAGCAUGUGGCACCCCCACCACAGCCACCACAGCAGCAGCCACAGCCACAACUGCCUCAGCAGCAGCAGCCACCACCUCCCAGUCAGCCACAGUCUCAGCAGCAGCAGCAGCAGCAGCAACAAAUGAUGAUGAUGCUCAUGAUGCAGCAGGAUCCCAAAUCAGUUAGGCUUCCAGUCUCUCAAAAUGUCCAUCCUCCAAGGGGCCCCCUGAACCCCGACUCCCAGAGAAUGCCCAUGCAACAGAGUGGCAGUGUGCCUGUCAUGGUCAGUCUGCAAGGACCUGCCUCCGUGCCACCAUCACCUGAUAAACAAAGAAUGCCAAUGCCUGUGAAUACUCCCUUGGGAAGCAAUUCAAGGAAAAUGGUCUAUCAGGAGAGCCCGCAGAAUCCUUCCAGCUCGCCACUGGCGGAGAUGGCCUCACUCCCUGAAGCAAGUGGCAGUGAAGCACCAUCUGUCCCAGGAGGCCCAAACAACAUGCCUUCACAUGUAGUACUUCCCCAGAAUCAGUUAAUGAUGACAGGGCCAAAACCUGGACCAUCGCCCCUUUCAGCAACUCAAGGUGCAACUCCCCAGCAACCCCCUGUAAAUUCCCUGCCCAGCUCUCACGGCCACCACUUCCCAAAUGUGGCUGCGCCAACCCAGACAUCUAGGCCCAAAACACCAAACAGAGCCAGCCCCAGACCCUAUUAUCCUCAGACACCCAACAACCGCCCUCCCAGCACAGAACCUUCAGAAAUCAGUCUGUCACCAGAAAGACUCAAUGCCUCCAUAGCAGGACUCUUCCCUCCACAGAUUAAUAUUCCUUUACCUCCUAGGCCAAAUUUAAACAGGGGCUUUGAUCAACAAGGCCUAAAUCCAACAACUUUGAAGGCCAUCGGGCAAGCACCUUCAAAUCUUACCAUGAAUCCUUCCAAUUUUGCUACCCCACAAACUCACAAAUUAGAUUCUGUGGUAGUGAAUUCUGGAAAGCAGUCUAAUUCUGGAGCAACAAAACGGGCAAGUCCAAGCAACAGUCGCAGGUCUAGUCCUGGGUCCAGUAGGAAAACCACUCCAAGCCCUGGGAGGCAAAAUUCAAAAGCCCCUAAACUUACUCUGGCCUCUCAGACAAAUGCAGCCCUAUUGCAGAAUGUGGAGUUGCCGAGAAAUGUAUUGGUCAGUCCCACUCCUCUGGCCAAUCCCCCUGUACCUGGGAGCUUUCCUAACAACAGUGGGCUGAAUCCUCAGAAUUCUACUGUGUCUGUGGCUGCAGUUGGGGGUGUUGUUGAGGAUAACAAGGAGAGCUUGAAUGUGCCUCAGGACAGUGAUUGCCAGAAUUCCCAGAGUAGGAAGGAACAGGUAAACAUUGAACUAAAAGCAGUCCCUGCCCAAGAAGUUAAAAUGGUUGUCCCUGAAGAUCAGUCCAAAAAGGAUGGGCAGCCUUCGGAUCCUAACAAACUUCCCAGUGUCGAAGAGAACAAAAAUUUGGUGUCUCCUGCUAUGAGGGAAGCACCAACAUCGUUAAGUCAACUUCUUGACAACUCUGGAGCUCCCAAUGUGACAAUUAAACCCCCUGGGCUUACAGAUCUGGAAGUAACACCUCCAGUAGUUUCUGGGGAGGACCUCAAAAAAGCAUCUGUCAUUCCCACACUGCAGGAUCUGUCUUCUUCUAAAGAACCUUCUAAUUCCCUAAACUUACCUCACAGUAAUGAGCUGUGUUCAUCCCUUGUGCAUCCCGAAUUGAGUGAGGUCAGUUCUAACGUUGCACCAAGCAUCCCUCCAGUAAUGUCAAGACCUGUUAGCUCUUCCUCCAUUUCCACUCCCUUGCCCCCAAAUCAAAUAACUGUAUUUGUCACUUCCAAUCCCAUCACAACUUCAGCUAACACAUCAGCAGCUUUGCCAACUCACUUGCAGUCUGCAUUGAUGUCAACAGUUGUCACAAUGCCCAAUGCGGGUAGCAAGGUUAUGGUUUCUGAGGGACAGUCAGCUGCUCAGUCUAAUGCCCGGCCUCAGUUCAUUACACCUGUCUUUAUCAAUUCAUCCUCAAUAAUUCAGGUUAUGAAAGGAUCACAGCCAAGCACAAUUCCUGCAGCCCCACUGACAACCAACUCUGGCCUGAUGCCUCCCUCUGUUGCAGUUGUUGGCCCUUUACACAUACCUCAGAACAUAAAAUUUUCUUCUGCUCCUGUACCGCCUAAUGCCCUCUCCAGUAGUCCUGCUCCAAACAUCCAGACAGGUCGACCUUUGGUCCUUAGCUCACGAGCCACCCCUGUUCAGCUUCCUUCCCCUCCUUGUACGUCUUCUCCAGUUGUCCCUUCUCAUCCCCCUGUGCAGCAAGUGAAAGAAUUGAAUCCAGAUGAGGCUAGCCCUCAGGUGAACACCUCAGCAGAUCAGAACACUCUUCCCUCUUCACAGUCAACCACAAUGGUUUCUCCCCUUUUGACCAAUAGUCCAGGGUCCUCUGGCAACCGGCGAAGCCCAGUCUCGUCUAGUAAGGGCAAAGGAAAAGUGGACAAAAUUGGCCAAAUUUUGUUGACCAAGGCAUGUAAGAAAGUUACAGGCUCUCUUGAGAAAGGGGAAGAACAAUAUGGUGCAGAUGGAGAGACUGAAGGCCAAGGGCUAGACACCACAGCUCCGGGGCUCAUGGGAACAGAGCAGUUAUCCACAGAGCUGGACAGUAAAACCCCAACGCCCCCAGCACCCACUCUGCUAAAAAUGACCUCUAGCCCUGUGGGCCCGGGCACUGCCUCAGCAGGACCCAGCUUACCUGGCGGUGCUCUCCCCACCAGUGUACGCUCGAUAGUAACCACUCUGGUACCCUCCGAGCUCAUCUCCGCCGUACCGACCACAAAAAGCAAUCAUGGUGGCAUAGCAUCUGAGUCACUUGCGGGUGGCCUAGUGGAGGAGAAGGUGGGAUCCCAUCCAGAACUUCUACCCAGCAUAGCCCCGUCGCAGAAUUUAGUCUCAAAGGAAACUUCAACCACAGCACUGCAGGCCUCUGUUGCCAGACCAGAGCUGGAGGUAAAUGCUGCCAUAGUCUCUGGACAAAGCAGUGAGCCCAAAGAGAUAGUUGAAAAGUCCAAAAUCCCAGGCCGAAGAAACUCCCGAACUGAAGAGCCAACUGUGGCCUCUGAAAGUGUGGAAAAUGGACAUCGUAAACGAUCUUCUCGACCUGCUUCAGCCUCCAGCUCUACUAAAGACAUAACCAGUGCGGUGCAAUCCAAGCGAAGAAAAUCCAAGUAAACAAGCAGGACUGCGACUUGAUACUUGGAAAUGUGUGUGACUUUUACAAAGAGCAAUUUUGAGCUGUGACUUUUUUAAAUCAAUUUCUGUACAGUUAGUAAUUUUAAUAAUGUGGCCCUUUUCCUAGUCCCUGCAACCUGUUUCAUAAAGUGCAAUGGGGAAAGCAGGACUGUUGAGCCCUUUUGGUGUUGCGAGUUGAAGUUCAAGGUUUCUAAAAUGUUGUCUUGUAUUGAAAGGAGCUAAUGCCAUUAUAAAUGUUACUAGUUUUCACAUUUCCUAAGCAGCCUAGAGUACAGGGUGAGCAUUUUUAGAUCUCCUAAUGAUGUAUUGUGCCGUGGAAGUACUGUGUGUGAAUAGCAGUAGUGGGGGCAAAAGCAAUCUUCUCAUUUGGAAAUGUUGUAAAUAAUUUUAUUAUAUAGUGUUUUGGAUGUAUUUGUUGUAGAAAUGGACCAGUGAAUAAAGAGAAUCUAAGGAUUUGUACAAUGUGAAAUAACGUGUUAAAUAAAUGUCAUUGUCAUAGAACAUAAAGUUAUGUUAUUGGUAAGGGA
Molecule: messenger RNA, 9383 nt
Organism: Homo sapiens (human)
Lineage: Eukaryota; Metazoa; Chordata; Mammalia; Primates; Hominidae
Gene: NCOA6
Product: nuclear receptor coactivator 6
Exons: 17
Coding region: 2572-8835 (2087 amino acids)
Cellular component (GO): nucleus
Molecular function (GO): transcription coactivator activity
Source: RefSeq, a predicted model, not a curated record